This is a messenger RNA of Penicillium angulare, 3702 nucleotides long. Its product is annotated as putative NRPS-like enzyme. The record is from RefSeq and is a predicted model, not a curated record. Gene Ontology annotation, molecular function: phosphopantetheine binding; kinase activity. NCBI's taxonomy places the organism in Eukaryota, Fungi, Ascomycota, Eurotiomycetes, Eurotiales, Aspergillaceae. The transcript has 2 exons. The coding region runs from base 1 to 3702 and encodes 1233 amino acids. Gene Ontology annotation, biological process: carbohydrate metabolic process.
AUGGCCGCUUCAGUCCUUUCUCCACCAACUCCGGCGGUGUCUUUACAUUCAACUGGCUCAUUAGAUGAGCUAGUUAAGACCACUCCCCAAGAGAAGUUCUAUACGAUAAAUGACCUUGUACGCACAAGAGCAAAAGGACCGACGGCACAUGACUCUAUUGUUGCCUAUCCCUCAUCCGGAACCGACUAUGUUUACUACACUCCUUAUCAGUUGGAUAUGCUCGUCGAGGCUGCUGCUGUUCACUAUUCCAAGAUUAUCCCACAACGCUUUACAUCGGCGGACCCUGUACAAGUGGUUGGCUUGCUCGGUCCUUCUGACUUUGAAUACCUGAUCACCUUGGCUGCAAUUUCGCGCCUUGGUCACACUGUUCUCCUCCUGUCGACUCGUAUCGCCGAAGAUGCCUACACCAGUCUGGUGGAAACCACUAAGGCCUCUUUCCUUAUCACAUAUCCCAACUUCAAUGCAAUGGGCGUAAAUGUCACCGAGCGCACUGGCGCCACUCAGAUCUCGGUUAUGUCGCCUUUGGAUCCGAACUCAUUGAUAGUUCGCCAUGCUCAUCUACCAGCAGCAAAUUUGGAUGGACCGACUGAAAAUCAGAAUGUUUGCUGGGUUAUUCACUCAAGCGGAUCCACUGGCCUCCCUAAGCCGAUUUACCAGAGUCAUUCGGGCGCCUUGAAAAACUACGCCAACAACUUUAGCCUGAAAGGUUUCAUCACCCUACCUCUAUUUCAUGCCCAUGGAAUUAGCUGUUUGUUCCGAGCUGUCCACUCGGAGAAAUUAAUCUACAUGUACAAUGCCAGCCUGCCGCUCACAGCGACUGCACUUCUUACCACUCUCAAAGAGCACCCGGAUAUUCAAAUUCUUUACGCUGUACCGUACGCUCUGAAGCUUCUCUCUGAGUCAGAGGAAGGUCUUCGCUGUAUGGCUCCCUUAGAGCUUGUCAUGUUUGGCGGUUCAUCUUGCCCUAAGCCCAUCGGUGAUGUCUUGGUACAGAAUGGUGUACGUCUUGUGUCCCACUACGGAACUACUGAGACUGGCCAGCUCAUGACCUCUUUCCGCGAUCGAUCAGAUCUUGACUGGGACUUUGUUCGCCCAGGGCCUCCAUUGUUGCCAUAUGUUCGCUGGGAGGAACAGCCCGGAAUGCCCGGGGUCUAUGAACUAUGUAUCUUGGAAGGCUGGCCUUCUAAGGUUGCCAGCAACCGACCUGAUAACUCUUAUGCCACCAAGGAUCUGUUUGAAAAACACCCGACGACACCAAAUGCUUGGCGAUACUACGCUCGCUUGGAUGAUACUCUUGUUCUCGAGAAUGGUGAAAAGGCAAACCCAUUGACAAUUGAAGGUGUUGCCCGCAAAAACCCUAAUGUCGGCGAGGCGAUCGCUUUUGGCAGUGGCAAGCCGCGCCUUGGUCUAUUCGUGAUUCCAUCAGAGAAGUGUCCCUUCAAAACCAACGGGGAGCUGGUUGACGCCAUCUUCCCGGAUAUUGAAAAGUGCAACGCGGAGUCCCCUGCCUAUGCUUACAUUUCUCGCGAUAUGAUCUUUGUGCUUCCGAUAGACGCCGAGUAUCGCAAAACCGAUAAAGGCACCGUCAUCCGAUCUGCUUUCUACAAAGACUUCGCUGACAAGAUCAACGAGAUCUAUGAUGCUCCCGAUGGAGAAGGUGACCUAGAUCUUGAGGGUGCUGACUUGGUCAAGUUUAUUCGUGAGAGUCUUCUUGAGAUUGCGUCAGCUAUUGAGCCCUCCAUCCUACAAGAGACUACAGAUGUCUUUAGCUUGGGUAUAGAUAGUCUUCAAUCGAUCCGACUCCGCAGUUCCAUCUUAAAGACACUCAAUCUGAAUGGGAAGAGGUUGUCACAAAAUUUCGUCUUUGAAAACCCUUCGAUUCGGUCAAUGACCGACGCAAUAACUCACCUUCGUCUUGGACAAGAACCGAAAAAGCAAACUCCUGUCGAGGAAAGAAUGGAAAAAUUGAUUGAGAAGUAUAGUUCGGACUUCAAAUCGCAUAUACCUGUUUCCCGUGAUGCCAACGGCCAAUAUGUUGUUCUUACCGGUGCCACUGGCUCCCUUGGUGCUCACAUCGCAUCCCAGCUUGCUCGAUCUGACAACGUACGCAAGAUUUACUGCUUUGUCCGAGCUAAGUCAUUGAUAUCAGCUCGUCGCCGUGUUGCUGAGAGUUUGCGUACUCGUGCUGUUUCUUUCACUUUAUCACCAGCUGCUGAGCGUAAGAUUGUCGCUCUCCCAGCAGAUCUCUCGAACGCCACCGAUUUUGGUCUUGAAGAGAAGACAUUUGCUCAUAUUAAGAGGACAGUGACAAGCGUCAUUCACUGUGCUUGGUCGGUCAAUUUCAACUGGGCCUUAGAGAGCUUUGAACAAAGUUGCAUUUCGGCCACUCGUAACCUUCUGGAUCUAUGUCUAAGUGCUGAGAGCCCGCGCCCUGCCUCCUUUUCUUUCUGUUCUUCCGUCAGCACUGUUGCCCGCACACCUGGAGUCUGGGUCCCUGAGUCUCUGCCUGAGUCUCUUAGCUAUGCGCAGGGUAUGGGUUAUGCACAAUCCAAGCUAGUCGCCGAGAAUAUUGUCAAUCGCGCUGCUAAACAAACUGGUAUGACUGCCCGCGUCCUUCGUUCUGGUCAAAUCGUUGCCGAUACAAUUCAUGGUAUCUGGAAUGCUACCGAGGCUAUUCCUAUGAUUUUGCAGACUGCAAAGACUAUUAAAGCGCUUCCGCAGUUGGACGAUGUGCUAUCCUGGACUCCAGUCGAUGUGAUGGCAUCCAGCAUCAUUGAGCUGAGCUUUUCAAAUGAUGCGGCCGACGUGAUGAAUGUCACCAACCCGACACUCAGCCAUUGGACCCAGCAACUCCUGCCUCUCCUCCGUGAGGCCGGCUUGGAAUUCGAGGUGCUCCCUAAGAGGGCAUGGCUGCAACGCCUGAAAAAUUCAAGCCAGGACCCGGAGGUCAAUCCACCCAUCAAGCUUCUCGAGUUCUUUGCUUCCAAGUACGAUAAUGAUACCGCUGGUCGGGUCCUUUUGUACGAUACUAAGCUUGCUACGGCAGGCUCUCCGUUACUUGCCAAUGCAGGCAGCUUGAGCACCAACUUCACAUCCAAAUUUGUCAAUUACUUGCGGACUAAGUGUUGGUCUAAGCCUGAUUCUCUCGCAGCCCCGCGGGACGUCUUCUUCCUGAUCGGUCCUUGUGGUUGCGGGAAGAGCACCGCCGCCCAGGCCCUCCAGCAGCAACACCAAAUCCCUACCAUCGAAGGCGAUAACUUCCAUUCCCCUGCCGCCCGUCAAAAGAUGACCAACAACAUUCCCCUUGAGGAUUCUGAUCGCUGGGAUUGGCUAGCUCACAUUCGCGGGGCUGUUAUGGAACGACUACAAAAUACUGACUCUCCCGCUGUGGCGGUGACAUGCUCAGCACUGCGCACCACUUACCGUGAUGAGCUUCGUCGCUUGUCCCAACUCUUUGAUUUCCCUGUCACAGUAACCUUCCUACUCCUGGCAACUCAGGAUCGGGAACAGCUUAAGGGCCGCAUGACGAUACGGUCCACGCAAGAGCAGCAUUACAUGAAAUCCUUUAUGGUUGACUCACAGCUUGAUCUCCUCGAGGCUCCAACAGAUGAGCCCGAUGUCAUCAUACUUGACUCAUCUCAGGCAAAGGAAAAGAUGAUUAGUGAUGUGGUUGAGAAUGUGAUGAAUGUCCUGAACGCAUGA